Molecule: messenger RNA, 1816 nt
Organism: Arabidopsis lyrata subsp. lyrata
Lineage: Eukaryota; Viridiplantae; Streptophyta; Magnoliopsida; Brassicales; Brassicaceae
Exons: 7
Coding region: 257-1480 (407 amino acids)
Source: RefSeq, a predicted model, not a curated record
AAAUCUCAGAUCUUUUCCUCAAAAUUUUCUGUAACCGUUAAUUAUUUAAGCCCAAGAUAACAAUAUACAUUUCAUCUAUUUAUUCACUCUUUAUUAAUUUGAUUCCAUGGAAAAGUAUAGGCCACUUGUCUAUAAGUUCUUCUCACCAUUUUGAUUGUAAGUUGUUCAUUCAUUAUAACUUAAUUCUUUUGAUUCAUUGUUUAUUUACAUAAGAAAGAUAAGAGCCUCUGACUGUUGGACAAUCAUUGUUUACACAAUGGAUUCCUCCAAUAACCACCUUGUGUUAGUGAUUCUGUUAACAAUUGCUCUUGUUUUAGGGGUGAAAGCAGCUCAUCUAAGCCGAGCGAUACCAUCGGAAGAAGAGAAGAACGAAAUGGAGAGGCAACUUAAAGCUAUCAACAAACCUCCAAUCAAGAGUUUUAAGACUGAACAAGGUGAAAUAUUCGAUUGUAUCGACAUUCACAAGCAACUAGCCUUUGAUCAUCAUCUGCUGAGAAACCACUCUAUUCAGCUAAAGCCAACAAGUGUACCUAAAUGGAUCACAUGCCACAACAAUUCACAAAAAAUUGGUCCUUUGGAGCUUCAGCUAAAGGGAAUAAGUUGUCCACAUGGAACAGUAAUUGUUAAAAGGACUACAAUCCAAGAUCUUAUAUACUCACAACAUUUGAAAUCCAUUGGAUUUAAUAUCCCUAGACAUGUCCUUAGAGACGGAAACAACAUUGAUUUGACUGGACAUCAUUUUGCAACGGCCGACUAUGAAUAUGACAACAUUGCUGGAGUCCAAGGAAACAUUAACCUCUGGGAUCCACAAGUGUCACAUGAUCAAGUUAGUCUUGCAACCAUGGCGAUUGCAGGCGGUCCAAUAAUCGAAGAGCUCUCCAGCAUUUCCGUUGGAUGGAUGGUGAAUUCAUUGUUGUACAAGGAUCACAUUCACUUAUACACCUACUGGACUGCAGAUGGAUAUAAUAAGACAGGCUGCUACGACAUAAGAUGUCCUGGAUUCGUGCAAGUCAGCAAGAGAAUACCACUUGGUGUCCUUCUUCAGCCAGUUUCAAUUUAUAAUGGUACACAAAAAGAAAUGGACUUAAGCUUGCAUCAGGAUCGUGUCACGGGAGACUGGUGGCUUAUAUUUGGAGGAGUGAAUGUUGGGUAUUGGCCACAGUCAUUGUUCAUAGCCUCAGGCUUAGUUAAAGGAGCAGAUCUUGCAUCUUGGGGAGGUCAAGUGUACAGUCCAACGACUGAAAAGAGUCCAAUUAUGGGCAGUGGGCAUUUUCCUAAGGAAGGCUUCGGAAAAGCAGCCUUUGUAAACAAUAUCCAUAUCCUCAAUGGUAAGGGAGAAGCUUUGAUUCCACAAAUCUACACUAUAAAGACACAUGAGAGCACUCCAAAUUGUUAUAAAGCCAAGUAUGUUCAUGAUGAUGAUGAACCUUGGAUAAGAGCUGUUUACUAUGGAGGUCCUGGAGGAUGCAUAGGGAAAUAAUAUUCUAUGAACUGAAGAGUUUACAAGAUUUUAAAAAUUAUAGAUGAAGCUAAUAGGAGAAAUUAUACAGAUUUCUAACAUAUCCAAGCAUUACUUAUAUGCUUUCAUCAAUAAUCAAAAUCAAGUUUCACAAUUUCAGAACUUUUAGUAUAUGUUUAUUGAGCAUUGGACUGAGUGCAAAAAAAUUCACCUAAAAGUACAGAGAGAAAAUCGUACAUUUCUUGUCUACAAAAUCAUGUAAUUAUAAGAUCAAGGAACUGCUAUAUAAGUAGGACAUAAAGUAUAAUUGCUAUUGACUAGAAGUUCUAAGCAAAUCAAUAAAUUUCUUCCAAACUG